AUGCCAACCUCAUCCUCAUCUUCGCUGUCUUCAACGACCUCAGCUACAAGAUCCAAGCGUAGACCCUCCUAUCUCAACUUGAGUUCAUCACAGCAAAAUGACAUUGUAAGCGAUGUGCUAUCUCCCCGUACACCACGAUCCAUCUCAAAAUCCAGAAGAUCCUCUGUGGUCGCUGAGCAUGUCCAAGAGGUAAUUGAGAACAGCACCAGCAGCAGACGAGGCAGUGUGGCCAGCAGUAACAACAUCAUCGCAGCAGUAGCAGGAUCAGGAGGACCUCCUUUGCUCUCUGACAGCACCAAUUCCUACUUUCAGGACUUGUCUUCACAAGAUGAUGAAGCUAUCCGAUCCGAAACUCCUACAUUAAAGGCAAGAACUGCAUCGAGCGAAGAUUUAAGAAACCGUUUUUCAUCAACCGCGGCAAGUGCUAGUGGAGACAGCAGCACUAGCAAUCGUCGUACUCGAUCAUCUUCCAUUUCGAGUUUAUUAGGUUCUACACAUGUGUUACCUAGUUUCGAUGUACACACACUAUACAAGAUCAAAACGACUCGCUCAUCCAGAAAAUUAGACCGUUUCUUUGGAGAAUACGCCCCACAUGACAUUUGUAUCAAGGAAAUCAGAAAAGAGGGACUCAAGGCUAUUUUAGAAUCCAAGGCACCCUUAUGCUACUUUUUGUACCAUUUACUAGAAGAGUAUAGCAGUGAAAAUUUGUUCUUUUUCAUUGAAUUGGAGCAAUACGAAUCCUUUUCUUACGCAUCUCUGGGCCAACAACUCGCAACAGCACAGCACAUUUUCAACACUUACUUGACUAGGAAUAGCUACUUUGAAGUUAAUUUAGAUGACAAAGUUCGUAGAACAGUAACUCAAUCACUGGAAAAGAAGAAUGCCAAAACUUGUUUUGAAUUCGCCAAGCGUGCCGUGUAUUCGCUGCUGGAGUCCAGCUACAUGCGAUUCCAGAACACAGACACAUUCCAGGACAUGGUGAAGCAAUGCGGUGAAUUGACUGCACACUAUAACGAUGAAGCCAGGGCAGCAGCAGUGAACAAACUCCUCGCUUACGUUGAGCAGCAGCAUCUGAAGAUCUAUGCCAAUGAUAAUCCCACCGCCGUAUUUCAAAGUACCACCAUCAGACGACAUGAACUGAUCAAAUCCAUGAUUCAUGAGUUUUGUCGUACCUUGGUGGGUGUAGAAUUUAACUAUUACACACCUGAUACGUCCAGCAGCAGUAUCCAUGAAGAGACAUCAGAUACCACUGCUUCAGGAGCCAGCAAAUUCCGCCACGUUGGAUUCCCUUCAUUUGGCAAUGGACCUAGUGCAAAUAAAAAGAGAUAA
Mucor velutinosus is the source of this 1329-nucleotide messenger RNA. RefSeq lists its product as uncharacterized. The transcript is spliced from 2 exons. Bases 1 to 1329 code for a protein of 442 amino acids. The record is from RefSeq and is a predicted model, not a curated record. Lineage: Eukaryota; Fungi; Mucoromycota; Mucoromycetes; Mucorales; Mucoraceae.